Messenger RNA from Fonticula alba, 3048 nucleotides. RefSeq lists its product as hypothetical. The transcript is spliced from 3 exons. Lineage: Eukaryota; Rotosphaerida; Fonticulaceae. The coding region runs from base 1 to 2802 and encodes 933 amino acids. The record is from RefSeq and is a predicted model, not a curated record.
AUGCGAGGCGUGUCGCUGUACCGGAUCUUUGGCGCCGGCAUCGGGGCUGGAAUUGUCAGCCUCGGCGUGGUGCUCCAUGUGGCCAGCACACACACGGUGCGGGAACUCCUCCAGCCGGACCGGCUGCUGGCCAUGACAACCGGCGUCCUGGCCUUUGCCCAGGCAUGCUUCUCCUUCUUCCUGGUGACCACCCUCACGCCCUAUGCUGUGACCUUUGGCAAAAUCAUCCUCUACUCCUACCCGCCGUAUGUGAUGGAGUCCAGCCCGGUGCUGUGGGUCUUCCUCGGCCUCUACAUCAUGGGCCUCGUGGGGGCGGCAGGCUGGUGGCAUUUGGCCGAGACGGCCUUCGGCCCGGUGGCCAGCCUGACGCUGCUGUCGCCGGUGACCGUGCGUCUGGCGCGCCUGACCGCCGAGAGCCUGGCCUCCCGGCCGGCCAGCUGGCCCGGCGUGGCCCGGCAAUUCCUCGCCGGGGCCGGCCAUUGGAUCUGGUAUCGGUGGCUGUCGAGCCGCGGAGCCCAGCUGGUGGCCAUUUGGCUGGUGGCCAAUGUGGCCGCCACGGCCUACAUCACCGUGGCCAAUUUGCGCUCGGUGCGUCCCCUGCGCUUGUCGCAGAUGCGCUGGAAGUUGGUCGAACGCCGGGCCCGGUCCACUCGGGUGACGGCCACGCCGCUUUCCGGGCCCACGCCGGAUCUCCGGUCCGCCGAGGCCGGCGGCGCCGCCUCGCGCUCCCCCGCCGGCAGGGGGACCGCCUCGGCCGGAAGCUGCUGCAGCUUUGGCAUUGUCAAUGAGGCCGCAUGUGCCGGGCCGAACUCCGGCCACUUGGGCCCCCUCGACGAGGGGGAGGACCACCUGGCUGCCAGCCAGCCUGGCCAGCAGCAUCACCAGUGCGGCAAUAUGUCCUGCCUCGGGCGGCUGCAUGGGGCCGCGCGCCCGCUGACCGCGGCCGAGGAACGCCUCGAGGAGGAACUGGACCAGCUGGUGGAGAAGGCCAAUGCCCGGACCUUGGAGCAGGUGUCGCCGGAGCUGCUACAAAUGCUGGCCCCGAAGACCGGCGAGCUGUUCGGCUCGUCGACGCUGGCCACACCACGCUUGAGCCGGAGCCCGGGCUCCCUGGACGAGGAGUACUCCGAGGAGGAGCUGUCCGAGUCGGAAGAGGAGGAGGUCGCCAAGGAGACCCUCUCGCCAAGUGCCGAUGCCAGGGCCCUGUCGUCCAUCCGGCGCCGGGCCAUUCGCAAGGCCCGGCCAUUCGAAGCCACCACCAUGCUCGACACGCUGGAGCGCGAUGUGCUGGAGGGCUUGAGCCAGGCCCCCCUGCCGGGGGGGCUGCUACACCAGUGGUUCAGCGGCCUCAAUUGGCGCUCGGUCCUGACCGGGUCCUGGUGCUUCGACCCGCAGCCGGGCGUCAUCAAAACCAAGCACAUCCUCUACUGGCAUGGGGGGGCAGAUGGUGGGGAUCGGCACUUCGCCGGCCUGCCGCCUGACACCACGGACCCGGAGAUGGUGGCCGGGCGCUCGUGGGCCGAGUUCCUCGACCCCCCGGCCGAGGAGUAUGCGGCGACGGCCGCAUCGCGCCUGGUUGACAGCGAUUUCACCAUGGACAUCCUGAUCCCGGACCAUGUUGACCCGACGAACUUGGCCGCCGUGGCGGCCCUCCCGCGGGUGGUCAACAUCCACGGCGGGGCCUGGGUCAUCGGCGACAAGAGCCUGGCCUCGCUGCCGAUGACAUAUGCCCUGGCCCGUGCCGGCUUCCUGGUGGCCACCUGCAAUUACCGGCUCUGCCCGCGGGCACACAGCGUGGUGGAGAUGCUGCGCGACUGCCGCCGAGCCAUGGAGUUCGUGCGCACCGGUCGCGCGGUGUCGCGCUUUGUCGAGCGCGCCCGUCGGGUCCAUGGCAGCCGGGCGGCCCUCCUCCGGAUGAAUCCCACCCGUGACUGGGACCACCCCCUGUCGGGGGAUCUGCAUCCUGCUGGGGCGAGCUUCCUCGAGCAUCGUCGCGUGUUUUUGGCCGGCGAUUCGGCCGGCGGUCAUAUUGCCCUUGUUCUGUCCCUCGGCCAAGCACACACGGCCACGCGCGUGGAGCACCAGCGUCGACUGGCCGAGGUGGGCAAGGUGGCCGGGACCCGGGUGGCAGCGGCGGCGGCGGCGGCGGCGGCUCCUGCCGGGCCGGUCGCCGACCCAGUGUCGGGACCUCGGCACAAGGCCGCCCCCGGUGAUCUGGCGCCUGUGGCCGAUGCCGAGGCCGUUCGAGCGCAUCUGACCAAUCCACGGCGCGACACCGAUCCCCGAGUGGCUGCCGUGCUGGACUUCUUCGGUGUCGGGGAUUUCCUCAAUGAACAGCAAUUCAUCAAACACCGGCAGCUAACCACCCUGCUGGAGGAGUACCUCUUGCGUCGAUCGCCCGAUGGGGACCCCACCUCGCGGCGCUUUUCCCCGCAUCACAUGGUGCAGGACAUGAUCGCCGACAUUCGUGCCCGGCAGGUGGCCCGACGGACCGACGGUAAGCCCAAGCCAUCGGCUGAGGCGGGGAGACUGCCCUGCACCGAGGAGGUGUGGCUGCCGCCGCAGUUCGGCAUCAGCGGCACGCGCGACACCCUCGUCCCGUCACCCAUGUCCGUGUCCCUGUACAAGGAGCUGAAAACUCUUCGUCUGCUGCGCAAUGAGCUGUCCUUGACCGAUGACAUGGUUCGCGUGUCGAAUGCCCACCACAUCUUCAACUAUUACGAGUCGCCACGCACGGCGGCCACAAACCAGGCGGCAAUCGCCUUCCUCCGGGCCCAGAUCGCCCUCGGACACUACUAUUGAGAGCAGGGCCGAGAGAGGGGCCAGACAGAGGCCCACAGGGGGAGAGAGGUGCCGAGGGAGGAAGCGAGAGAGAUGCAUGGAUGCAUGCGGCACCGAGGCCCGCCGCACCAUGUAGGCAGAGCCGGCGAGGAGUGGUGCGGGGAUGCGCAGGGCAAUGCGCGUGCCACACUGCGGACUUCGCCCUCUCUCCCUGGCCCCGGCGUCCAACCUUUUCGCACUCUGCCACACACACACACACAUACAUAC